UGUACAUAGGCUACAUACGUACCUAUUAAAGCUGUGUAAUUUACGACGCUUAUUUCAACUAUUCGUGAAACUUUUUUCCCGGUAGGUACUAAGUACCUAUCUACGUAUGCAAUGCACACAAUAAUAAUUUCCUUCAAGCACAAUUUUUAAUCGCGAGUAAAUUCUACAGUGAGUUAGAAUAACUAAAUCGAGCAUCUCGUGCCGACUUGAUUCGAAUUAAGAGUCGUAAUUCGCGAUGGAUACGAGUGAUUUGAUAAUCGCCGCGAUAUUAUUAUUAUUCGUGUAUUUGUAUUUCUCUUACAAAAAUUUGUACUCGUAUUUCGAAAAAAAUGACGUCCCCUACGUCAAACCUUUGCCAUUUUUUGGCAACACGUUCGACUGGAUCGCGAUGAAGAAAUCCUUGCCGAUGAUUCAAUUCGACAUGUACAAUCAGCUGGCACCUCAUCGAUUCGGAGGAAUGUUCGUGGGAACGAAAAAGACCGUCUUGAUCAGAGACCCGGAACUGAUAAGGACCAUCUUGGUUAAAGAUUUUUCCUAUUUUCAAAAUCGUCACCUUAAAUCGAACAAAUCGGAUAUUUUGAGCCAGAAUUUAUUCAUGAUGAGGGGUGAAGAAUGGAAAAACCUCAGAAUCAAAAUGACGAGUACAUUCACUUCGGGUAAAAUGAAACUGAUGUUCCCUCUGGUCCGAGAGUGCGGUACCAAAUUACACACCGUUUUAGAAGAGAUCUCAAACAAGGACGAUUUCUAUGUCAAAGACAUCUGCGCUCGUUUCACCACCGACGUAAUCGGAAGCUGCGCAUUUGGCUUAGAAAUUAAUUCGCUAGAUGAUCCGGAUUCUGUGUUCAGAAAAAUGGGCAACAAGGUUUUCGAAAUCAGCUAUAUAAACAUAUUACGCUUCAUGUUUCCUAAACUUCAAAACUUCUUCAAUUUAUUUCGUAAUAACAACGACGUCUCCGAAUUCUUUCUGGGCCUGGUACAAAAAACAGUCAAACACCGAGAAGAACACAAAGUCGUUCGAAGAGAUUUUCUCGACUUACUGAUCAACCUCAAAAACGAAACGGAUUCUCAUAAGACUGAUGAUCAUCAAACUCGCCAAGAUUUGGAAAAAUUCAUAAGCCAAAUAGGUGGAAAACACACCGCGAGUAACGUAGACAUGACCGUUGAGCUCAUGGCAGCUCAGAGUUUUCUGUUUUUCGUGGCCGGAUUUGAGACAUCUUCUAGCACGUUGAGCUUCAUGUUACUAGAAUUGGCUCAAAAUCAACACGUUCAAGAUAAGUUGAGAGACGAGAUAAUACAAGUGUUGGAAAACAACGAUAACGAAUUCACUUACGAAGCGAUGAAACAAAUGAAGUACCUAGAUAUGGUUAUAGAUGAAACCUUGAGAAAAUUUCCGAUAACAGGAAGUUUAGGAAGGGAAUGCGAUAAACCGUACAAAAUACCUGGCUCAAAAUUCGUAAUUCCAGAAGGCACUACUACCAGUAUAUCAAUCCGAGGUAUACAUUACGACUCAAAAUAUUACGAAAGGCCAGACGAAUUCUACCCGGAGCACUUUACCGAAGAAGCAAAAGCUAAACGACCUCAUUACACAUUUUUACCGUUUGGUGAAGGGCCACGAGUUUGUAUAGGCGAACGUUUCGCCAAAAUGCAAGUAAAAGUAGGAGCUGUCAACUUAUUGAAGGAUUUUUCCUACCACGUGUCGCCUAAACUGAAGCUUCCCGUGGAACACUCUCCUGGUGUGGGAUUAUUUGACAUUAAAGGUGGAAUUUGGCUGAAAUGUACGAGAAUUUGAUUUCGAAAAAGAAACUGAUGAUUUAUCGUGUCAAAAUGUAUGAAUAUGUAAUUAUAGCACGUGAUUAUUAAA
This is a messenger RNA of Planococcus citri (citrus mealybug), 1861 nucleotides long. Its product is annotated as probable cytochrome P450 6a23. Gene Ontology annotation, molecular function: heme binding; iron ion binding; oxidoreductase activity, acting on paired donors, with incorporation or reduction of molecular oxygen. The coding region runs from base 236 to 1789 and encodes 517 amino acids. The transcript has 6 exons. Lineage: Eukaryota; Metazoa; Arthropoda; Insecta; Hemiptera; Pseudococcidae. The record is from RefSeq and is a predicted model, not a curated record.